UAUUUGUCAAUCACCAACUUUUUUUCCGUCGAUGUGACGUCACACAUGAAGAAGAAAAACAUUGACCAUUUUGCUGCAGGUUAACUUCAACCAUUACCAUUUACUUAUUAGAGACUGACAGUUCUGCUUAAGAUUUCACAAGGUUACCAAUAAUGGGAGGAGCAGUGAGCACAGGUGAAGACAAUGAGGAAUUAGUGGAUAACUUAGUGGAUGCAGAGUACAUCAAAUCUCCACAUGUGGAGAAGGCAUUCCGCGCAGUGGAUAGAGCUCACUACUACCUACCAGAACACAGAGGCAACGCCUACAAAGAUCUGGCGUGGAAACAUGGGCACCUGCAUCUGUCAGCUCCGUGUAUUUACUCCGAGGUGAUGGAGUGUCUGGAUGUGAAGCCAGGGCUGUCUUUCCUGAACCUUGGCAGCGGGACUGGAUACCUCAGUACCAUGGUGGGACUCAUAUUAGGUCCCUAUGGAGUAAAUCAUGGAAUAGAGCUUCACUCAGAUGUGGUAGAAUAUGCACAAGAGAGGCUGAGAGAAUUUGCACACAAAUGUAACAACUAUGAUGGUUUUGACUUCUGUCCCCCAUCUUUUGUGGUUGGGAACUGCCUACAGCUUCCCUCCAGUUGCAAUAUGUAUGACCGAGUGUACUGCGGAGCCUCCUGUCCCCCAGAGCAUGAAAACUACAUGAAGAAUCUGAUUAAAGUCGGAGGGAUACUUGUGAUGCCACUCAAUGAUCAGCUGGUGUGCAUUACCAGGACAUCAGAGACUGUAUGGAGCUCCAAAAGUGUCAUGUCUGUCUCCUUCGCCACUCUGGUUACACCAACACAGACCGAAAAUGAUCUUGUCGUGGAACUCCCUGAGGUACAUAUUCCAGGACUUCAGGAUCUAUGUCGAGUAGACAUUAGGAAAAUAAUUCGAGAAAACAUAUAUAAUGAUCAUCCCGACUUAAAAACCAUCAAAAAGAGAAAACCGAAGAAACCUAAGAAAAGAUACUGCAGACGAAGACCAAAGAAAAUGGAUGUGCUGCCCAUGAGUAUGGGAAUGAUGAUUUUGAAUGGUUUUGAUGAAAGUGAUGAAAGUGAGGUAGAAAAAGAUGGUGAAGUGUCAGAUAACAGUGAUGAAAUGGAGGAGGAUUCUGCUGUAGAUGGGGUGUCUGAUGAGGACUGUGGAUCGGAGGAUAAAGCCUCUGCAAAGGGAACAUCUCCAAAGGUGAAGAAAAAUGGCAGACGUGCAAAAACUGACAGCGAAGAGGAGCACACAGAACCAAGAAGGAGGAGAAUGGAUGCCAGACAUGACCGAUCACUGAUUCUCGCCAGCAGAUUGCUGGAAGUCAUGAACCAGGCACAAGAAUUGGCAAGAUCUACUUCUUCCAAUAAUCAGGGGUCAUCAUCUGCUUCUGCCUUGGAGGAGAUGAGAGAGGAAGAGCCCUCCACAUCUGAACAUAGAGACAGUGAUCAUCUUUGUGAAGAUGAAGAUGAGAUCUUCAAUUCAGAACACGACAUGGAGAGUGAUAUACCAGACAAAAUUGAGUCACAAAGUCCACCAGAAAAUGGAAAUCAAAUAAAUAAUCAGGAAACAAAUGACACAAAACAAAAUUUCUCUUUGCCAAAUGAUGAAGAUGAUGAUGAAAAUAGAAUUUCUGUGAUAUCCUCAGACUCUGAACUGGAAAAUGAUGAUGUGCUGGCAAGCAUAAAUUCCAAUCUUGCUGCAAGGGAGAGAAAACAGAGGUGUAUCUCAUUGACAAGUGUGGACACCACAGCCACCUCUGGGAUAGGUUCUCUUUCAGAAGCCUCUGCCCUGGAGGAGAACAUGGAAUCUGAGAUGACAGAGAGUCUCAGUGAGAAGCUUUCACCAAGCAGCAGUAGCCAGGAGAGUGGGAGGGCUGGCCCAGCGGUAGACAGUGAAUCCGAGCCCGAGUCCAGUGUUAUACCACAGUCUGAGGACCUAUUGAAGAAGUACAUGAUUCAGAAGAUUGACACUCUUCCCCUGCCUGAGGCAUUGAAGCUCUACCUUAUGUAUUAUAGAAAUUAAAGAAGAGCCAAGCAUUGGGACAAACCAAGGUUUAUGGACACAAUUCACCUGUUAAUGCACCAGUAGAUUUGUAUAUUUUGGGACAUAUGAAGAUAUCUACACUUAUAUAUGUUGAUGCUUUUCUUGAUUACACAUGAAUAUUAAUUAAUUAAGCUUGGUGAAGCUACGAGAGAUGUUAAUUAAAUGUACAUUGAUUUGAUAUAACAUGUACAGUAGUUGUCUUGCUUUUGGAGGGAUAAUUCUCAUAUAGCUAGAUAUACAUGUUUGUGCAUUUGAUGCUACUUCUCACAAAUCACUCAGGUUGUUGUUGUUGUUCAGUUACCAUUUCUUUUCAGUGCUAAAUACAUGUUGUUACAAAUUGAAGCUUUUUUGUCUUAAUGAAAUUAAUUUUUUAAAGAUUCGUCUUAAUUUGCAGAAGGAAUUUUUUGUUUGCAAGAAUAAACUUAGAACAUCUUUAGUUUAUAGACAGGGGGAGUUUGAGAGAAGAAAUUUUGAGAGAGUAAGUGUUGUGUGCUUGAUUUCUACAGGAUUUGUGUAAAGUAUAGAUUUAUUGUAUCUUUGUAUAGAAACAUAACACACAGAAAUCUGAAUGCCGGGAAUGUUUGUAUUUUGCUGAGCACAAAGAUGGAUUGAAGUGAUGUAUCUUAUGUUUAGUGUUUCUUAAACAUGUUUGAUGAAGAAAGUACUUAAUGCAUGAUGUAUUGAAGAACUGAUUGCACGGAAUCUAGUCAUAAUUUUUUUUGGCAUGAAUGAAAUCAUUUACCAGUCAUAAUAUUGCUAUAUACAUUUAUAUUAUCUACCUUAAUUCAUGUAUUGUCUCUUGAUAUUUUCCCUGAUUGGUUCACUUUGAUUUUUUCUAUUCUGAAUUGAUUGAAACUUUAAAGGUACAGUGUAAGGGAAAAAAAAGUUUCAAUCCUUUAUCCAUUUGAUUUACUUGUAAAUAUUGUGUGGCAUGAAAGGUCUUUGAAUGCAUGGUUUUGUUUCUGUUUCUUUUUUACAAAGUUUGUAUCUAAACAGACCUUGUGCAUUUCAUGAAAUCAUAUGAUCUAAUAUUUGAUAAGUUAAUGUCAAUAUUAUCAAUGAAGUGAACUUUGCUUUAGUGCUUCUAUUUUGUUUGUACAUUAACAUUUUGUAUAUGCUUUAACAUGAUGAGACUCUCUGAGCAUGUUUAUUGCUGUCAUCUGUUACAGUAUGAAAAUUGUGAAUACAUUAGAUUUCAUUCGGAGUUCUCAAAUUGAUAUUUAUAAUAACUUGAGAAUAAAGAUUUAAAAAUCA
Saccostrea cuccullata (small rock oyster) is the source of this 3302-nucleotide messenger RNA. Its product is annotated as protein-L-isoaspartate O-methyltransferase domain-containing protein 1-like. Gene Ontology annotation, biological process: protein modification process. NCBI's taxonomy places the organism in Eukaryota, Metazoa, Mollusca, Bivalvia, Ostreida, Ostreidae. The transcript has 5 exons. The coding region runs from base 153 to 2027 and encodes 624 amino acids. Gene Ontology annotation, molecular function: protein-L-isoaspartate (D-aspartate) O-methyltransferase activity. Gene Ontology annotation, cellular component: cytoplasm. The record is from RefSeq and is a predicted model, not a curated record.